Messenger RNA from Peniophora sp. CBMAI 1063, 6129 nucleotides. The record is from the annotation of a GenBank genome assembly. Lineage: Eukaryota; Fungi; Basidiomycota; Agaricomycetes; Russulales; Peniophoraceae.
AUGCCUUGGUGGACGCCAACGUGGCCUAGCUUCCCGACCUUUGACUUCGCGCUACCAUCUAAUCUUCAACGGAGAUUCAUAUCCUUCCUACUAAAGCGCUCCUUGGGCCCUUUCCUCAAGCCAGGUCAACUUGACGUAGAGCAGAUAGACUCUCAACUUGGCUCUGGUUAUCUUCAAGUCAAGGAGCUAGAAAUAGAUGACAAUGCCGUCAACACUUUACUGUCUGGCAUCCCGCUGGACCUUCGAGAAGGCUCCAUUGGCACUGUCACUGCACGUGUGCCAUGGCCUAAUCCCUUGAGCGGCAAUAUCCGCCUCUCCCUGAGCUCAUUACAUCUGGUUCUUGAGGUCUCCGCCAGACCGUCCGAGCAGCCUUCGUCGCCUGUUGACCUGGCUGAGUCGGUCGUAAGCGUCGCCGAAACAUUCGUACACGAUGAAAUGUCUGUAUACGAGGAAGAAGAACUCAUGAACUCUAUUCAUGAGGAACUGGGUAUGUCCGACGACCAUGUCGUUCCUGGCGGCCUGGACCCCUUCGGUUCUCCAGAGGACAGGUCACAACCCAGUAAUCCGGCAGGGGAUCCAGAUGGCGUUUCCCUCUUUGCCGGACUGCUACAACGCCUUCUUUUGCGUUUUGAGAUGGAUGUAGAAGAUUUGAAGAUCACGAUUGUUCAUCCCGGCCAUUCCGAGUUCAUUGUCUCGCUUGCCGAGUUGCAUCUCAAUCACCAAGCGUCGGGCGAUCCCUCGAAUGCAGAUUCAUCCCUCCAGUCCCCCAUUGUACCGGAAGAUGUACGCGUCAUUCGGUUAUCGGGUUUCUCUGUUCAAUGCCGCAACCUUGACCUGGCGAACGACGUUCGAGCACCUAUAUCAAACGAACAGUCUCCCACGCAGUCGAACACCGCAUCUGCAUCUGACUCAGACUACGACGAAGCCUCGCAGCUCCUCAUGUCGCAAUCAUUCGCAGCGCUCCCGCCUCGCCCCAACAAUAGGCUACACCAAAGCCUUGAGGUGGAUUCAAGCGCACUAUUUCAAAGUGCUAUGUCCACCUUACCCGAGGUUCCCGAACCCGAGCCUGGGAGCCAGAGUACCGAAAGCUCGCAGUCAAAUGCGCCCCGGUCGCCCACGCCAUCACACAGCCAUGUGUCAGAGGCGUUACCUGCCGCCGAUAUACUGUGUGCCAUGUCUACGGAGCCCCUGGUUAUCCGCAUCACCCUCAGGAUCCCCACUUCUACAUCCGCGUCUUCGAUGGAUACUCCGCCCACAGCCGCAAGCCCUCCCACCAGCUUACCACCAUCCCGCUCGGUCUCUGUAGCAGCCAGCAUGGGUCCAUUCGCGUGUGCCAUUCGACCCUGGCAUUUGUCAGCUGCGCUAGAACUAGCCGAUGCGUUCUCAUCUUCCGGCGCCAAUACCGCUUCCGGUUCUCGCUCUAGGGCGGCAGCCUCGCCAUCAAUCCUGGCGAAGACCACCUCAUAUCUUGACGAGGUUGAUAUCAGCGUCCGUGUCCGUGCGAUCGUCGCAUUGGCCCUUCCUUCUGGUUACUUCCAUGUCCGGGAGAGUUCGUUCUUCGAGCGACCACUGCAGCCUCCCAACCUGUCCUCUGGAUACUCAAGACUCUAUGUCGACACAAUCACUGCCUCAUUCAGAGGGACAACCAAGCCCAGUGCAUCAUUGUCUACUCCCGUCAGCCCGGCAGUCGGCAUUCGGUCACAGAACGAUGCUGUGUCGCCGUUACGAUUGCAUGCACAGUUGGCUGUAGCAGACCUGUCUAUCCUUGCGUUUGGUUGUCCUCCUUCGGAUGUCACCGAACAUCGGGUCCUCCCCGUCCUCAUCACCGACCCCACCUUGUCAGGCCAAUACGGCGAGGAACACGAUGCGCCGCCGUCCUUGAGUGAAGGCCUACCUCUUCGGAGACACGCCCAAGAUCUUCCUACUAUAUCGUCUCCAAAUUGGCUUUCUCCGUCGCACAGAACGAUACAGGCGAGGAUAUCACAUUGGCGAAGUAGACCCACGGCGCGCAACCGCUACUCGCACCGAUCGUCUGUGGACACAGCGAGGGCAAUGCCGACGUCUCCUCAGAGCAUAUCUUUAUCGCCACCGUUCGCAUCUCCCAGCCCGGGAAGAGAUUCAAUUGGCAGGCCAGCGCCUGCGAUAAGCGUCGCUUUUGACUCUGGCGAGGAGCUCGAUCGCGCGUCAGCGUCCUCCUCGCACAUCAUUGUCGACAUUGCACUGUUGCGCGCCUUCGUCGACGUGGAGGGCUUUGUCCAGGGCGAUCACGCCGGUGAACCAUCGCCACUCAUGGCAUUCGUCCAAGACCUCUCUGAGAGGCGCGACCGCCUGUUACCCCCAGCAGACGAUGCGACUAGCAAUCCGAGCGGGGUUGAGCCUCCACGAUCCCCCGUCGCUCACAUGGGGCGCGUUCAGACGUUCGAACAGCAUGCGCUUGACGGCCUUGGCUUGACCAUGGAUUAUGGGCUUCCGGCUCCGCGGGAAGCUCCUUCUACCCCUGAGCCUGAGAGUAAACCCAGUGUCUCAGUACAUGCACCAUUCAUACGACUCGAGGCUCGCGCUUCCUCAAAUACGCAUCGCUCCGGUGCGGUCUUGAUAGACGUCCAUGCACUCUCAGUGGAUACGUCUUCUCCAACCGAGACUGGCUUGCACUUUGCGACCGACGAUGCUCACACUCUCGCUAGAGGUGAUAGUCAUCUCGUCUCCGUGAGCUGGCGCCGAGCCGUAGUGGCGAUCUCUCCGCCAGGUCAAGAGCUCGCGACGGCAUUCGUUUCUAUUGGACCACUCAUGCCCGACGCUAUGUCCCGAAAUCGGCAAGCCCAACUUCCUCGCGUUAGCGUUGGCUCCUCGGCGUUGGGCAGUACUUCUAUUGUGGUCAACAUCCCGUCCGUGCAUGCGGAUCUGACGAAGGACUCGUUUGACGGCCUUCAACUCUGGGCCGACGACGUUGCCAAAGUCAUGGAACGUGCUUCUACCACGCCGCCCACGAGUUAUGUGGAAACAGCGUCGCAGGGAGUCCGAGAUCCCAGUCUCAUCGGCAGCCGGUACUUCCUGCAGCAGAAACGAGGCAGCCAGGACAGUGGACGCCCAUCCGAUAGGGUUCAACCUCGGCCUAAGGGCGGCCAGACCGUCAUCAAGGUGUUUGUGGCUGAGGCGUUUGCGCGCUUGCGGCUCUCACGUGAGGAUGCUGAUGGUCACGUGAAGCCUCUUGACAUACUGGCUUCCGACCUGGAUGUGCUUUUGGAGAUCAAGCCGGACGGAAAGGACGAGACCGUUUGCACAAUGGGCAUCAUGAAUAUCGCUGUACUAGAUCAAGCCAGCGCCUCGCCACUUCCCAUCUUGAGCUUGACCGCGCCGCGGGGCUAUGCAAACACCACACGUCAAUUCCUCCAUCUCCGCUUCAAGUCUUCCGUCGUCGCGGGGUCCUCGGCUAAGGAGUCUCAAAUUGCGGUCACGCUAUCGGGCUUCACAUACAACUUCGUGCCAGAUCUAGGGUGGAUUAACGCGCUCGCGAAGUUCGUGAAGCCUCCCGCGGGCGUAUUCGAAGGAGUACCUCCCAGCGAGCAGACGUUCGUGACCGCACAUGUCCGUGAUGGGUCCGUUCGGCUCUUCGCUCCGAAUCAUCCGGGCGCCUUCUUGAUGCACGUCGGCGAACUGGACUUCUCUACGGUCUUGACAAGCGACAACCCCAGUCUAACAUGCGAAGUCUCUGUCCCUUCUCUGAGCGCACUGAUGGCGGAUGACUUUGCUGCGGUGACGGAGCAGGUGGCGGGUAAAGACUUGCGCGCUUAUCGAGGUGCUAAGUACUGGCUGAAAUCGAAGUACGCGCUCAUUGCGGAGAUUCUCAACGCGAAUGUUGCGGUAGAUCGUGCUGUCGGUCCUCCGGCCAAGCUCAACGCUACUGUCGACGGUAUUGAUGUCCGGGUGCAUCUCGCAGCUGAUACUGGCGCUGCUUUGGGCGCAUUCUUCACUGACCUCGCGUCGGCUUUCCAGACCGACGAGCCUGCUGUCGCAGAGGCUCGUCCUCCUUCUUCGCGAGCACCGGAGGAUGUGUCGGUUGAAAGGAGGACCGACCGCUCGCAGGAGCUGAGCUAUUCUGUGGACGAGGCCGCUUUCCGCGCCGCCCCCGAAGUAGGAGCAGCACCAGAUAUGAUAGCCGACGAUCUCCCCGUCAACAUGGACUAUCUCGACGAGUCCUUUGGCGCCGCUGCCGGCCUUCGUGAGAUGACUGAGGAGGACAUGGACGACUUUGACACGACACACACGCCCGAGAUUGAUGCGUAUGAUCCGACGAUCAUCUCUCAGGUUGGCGGGGAGACAAUUCGUUUGCUCGAGCCGGAGGGGCUGGAGAUCGUGGAGAAUCACUUCAAUACGCUUCCUGCGAUCACAGAGGAACUGCCACAGACCGCUGAGAUCCUCGACUGCGUCAAGUUGCAGAACGUCAACCUCGCCCUCUUCCUCUACGACGGCUACGAUCUAUCCUCCACGCGCCGCACGAUCGAACAUGAGAUGAAGGAGAUGAAGAAGCGGCUUGCCAAGAUCCGUCAACUGGUCGCCGAAGGACAGAAGUACGACCCUACGGUGGACGAGGAGCCUAGCGCGCUACUGUUUAACUCGUUCUAUGUCGGGCUCAAGGAGGAUGCGGAGGGGAUGGAGGGGGACCGAUUGAUUGGCGCUAUUGAUGAAGCGUUGAUGGAAGGGUUCGAGGGUGAGGGUGAUGUUGAGACGGCGAGCCAGAGUAGCUGGCAGUCUCUUCCCGCGAAACCUCAACAACGCCGCGUGUCGAGUCAGCUCCCUACCGCGCAAACGGCGAAGUCAAGCAAAGGCCGCCGUCUCACGCGCGCCACGACGCCAUCAGUCGAGUUCAAAGUCCAAGGCGCGAACAUCGAGCACGACCGGUACGCCGAUGCUGAAGACCUCGCUUCCCGCGUGUUCGCUACGAUCAAGGAGCUCGAGAUAUACGACCACUGUAAGACUUCGACGUGGAGGAAGUUCCUCAGUGCGUUGAGGCUCGAUUCGAGAGGGAACAUCAGGGAGACGGGGAGCAGUAUGGUUAGGGUUGAGGUGCAGAAUAUCAGGCCUGUGAGGGGAAAUGAGACGGAGGAGGUUAGGUUGAGGGCGAAGUUGUUGCCUCUGAGGUUACAUGUCGACCAGGACGCGCUGGACUUCCUGAAGAAGUUCUUCAGCUUCAAGGAUCCGAACGCGGCGCCGUCUAAUGCAGCACCGGCCAAGGAAGCCUACCUUCAGCGCGCCGAGGUGUUCCCAGUCGGUCUAAAGCUGGACUACAAGCCUCGCCGCGUCGAUUAUCGCGCUCUACGCGAAGGCAAGACAAUCGAGCUCAUGAACUUCUUCCACUUUGACGGCGCGGAGAUGACAUUGCGGCACAUCACGCUCUACGGCGUCACUGGCUGGCCGCGCUUCUUCGACAUGCUGAACGACUUGUGGACACCCGAUGUAAAAGCGACCCAGCUGGCGGAUGUAAUCUCGGGUGUCGCGCCCAUCCGUUCUGUCGUCAACGUUGGCUCGGGCGUCGCAGAUCUCGUCUUGCUGCCCAUUGCGCAGUACCGCAAGGACGGGCGUCUGGUGCGAGGGGUCCAGAAGGGCACCAAAGCAUUCGUACAGAGCACCGCGAUGGAAGCCGUCAAGCUUGGCGCUCGGCUCGCAACGGGUACACAAGUCAUCCUCGAACAAGCCGAGAACGUCCUGGGUAGCACCGGCGCGGGUCAACACUUCGAGUCGGGCGAAACGCUCUUGAUCCGCGACGACGAAUUUGACGGCGAAGGCGGGGACUCAGUGGGUGAUCUUGAGGAUGCGUUGAGGGAAGACCCGAUCAGUCGGUAUGCGGAGCAGCCGCAGGAUCUGCAGGAGGGAAUGCAGGCGGCCUAUGAGGGUAUGAAGAGGAACUUGAACGAGGCGGCUCAGACGAUCUUGGCGGUGCCUAUGGAGGUGUAUGAGAGGUCGGGGAACGAGGGGGCUGUAAGGGCUGUCAUUCGGGCGGUACCGAUCGCUGUUCUCAGGCCUAUGAUCGGCGCAUCAGAGGCGGUCAGCAAGGCGCUGCUCGGGUUGCAGAACAGCAUGGAUCCGAACGUGCGGUUGGAGAAUGAGGUGAAGUACAAGCAUCGGGCUUAA